UCCCAGUUCCCGUUGUCCCCUGCGACACCUCCGAGGCGCAGGCGCGUCACCUCCGUUGUCCCCUGUGCCACCUCCGGGGCGCAGGCGUGUGACACUUCCGCCACCCCCCAGGCCCGGCCAGGCCCCACUGCCGGCGCUGACCGCUCCAGGAGGUCCACCAGGCCCACCGGAUCUUCUCCAGCCGUGGGUGAAGCAGGAGAAGGAGCCCAUCGGGAUCACCCGGACGUGGCAGUGGGACAGGGACCGACGUCUGUCACUUGUCACCGGUGGUGGCCCCACGGGGCCCCAGCGCCUCCGGUUCCUCCCUUUCCUGGGGGGCAGGGACCCCCUGCGCCGUGGGAGGUGCCCCAGCAGUGGUUGGAGGUGCUGGAGGUUUGUCCAGAGGUCAUCCAGGGGCCAUCCAGUGGUCAUCCAUUGGUCAUCCAGGGGUCAUCCAGUGGUCAUCCACUGGUCAUCCAGAGGUCAUCCAGGGGUCAUCCAGGGGUCAUCCAGUGGUUCCUCACUGGCUGUGGUCCUGCUGAGGUCACACAAGGCAGGGCCUCAGCUGGUGCUGCUCUGGACAGGAGUGGUGACACUGGGAUUUCACCUCCACCAAGAACUCAUCUCCACGAGGAUCUCAUCUCCAUCGGGAUCUCAUCUCCACUGGGAUCUCACUUCCACCAGGAUCUCACCUCCAUCGGGAUCUCACCUCCACCAGGAUCUCACCUCCACCGGGAUCUCACCUCCAUUGGAAUCUCAUCUCCACCAGGAUCUCACCUCCACCAGGAUCUCACCUCCACUGGGAUCCCAUCUCCAUCAGCUCCUGGCCAGAAGUUGAUGGUUGGAUCCUCUUCCACCAGCUCCCCCACAGAAUUGUAUCCUGCCAGGACCCACCUCCAUCAGUUCUUCCACAGGAGUUGAUCCCACCAGGACCCAAUUUUGUUGAAGUUCAUCGCACCAGGACCCACCUCCACCAGCUCCUCCACAGAAGUUCAUCCCAGCAGGACCCACCACCACCAGUUCUUCCACAGAAGUUCAUCCCGCCAGGACCCACCUCCACAGAAGUUCACCCCAGCAGGACCCACCUCCACCAGCUCGUCCCCGUGUCCCCAUGGAGGUGUGGCGCCAGUGUGCCCACUGGCUGGUGGCCGCGCGCGUCCUGCCCGCGGGCCACCGGGCCAGCAGCCCCGGGGGACAGGUGUGGGACCUGGCGCAGGCGCUGCGGGACGGGGUCCUGCUGUGCCACCUCCUCAACGCCCUCCUGCCCCGCGCGGUGCCGCCCCGGGACAUCUGUCCCCGGCCCCAGAUGUCACAGUUCCUGUGCCUGAGGAACAUCCGCACCUUCCUGACCGCCUGCACCGACAAAUUCGGGCUCCCCAAGCACCGGCUCUUCGGUGCCUUCGACCUCUUCGAUGUCCAGGACUUCGGCAAGGUGAUUGAGACGCUCUCAACGCUCUCCUGGACCCCCAUCGCGCAGAGCAAAGGACUCACGCCAUUCCCGUCCGAGGACAGCGUUGGGGACGAUGACAUUUACAGCGGCCUCUCCGACGUCAUCGACGACACGGCCGAGGAGGACGAUGACCUCUACGACUGCGUGGAGGCCGAAGGGGACGAUGGCGAUGACGUCUACGAGGACCUGAUGAGGGUCGAGCCCCCCCCGGCCACGAAGGGGGGCGUGGACCGGCGGCUCUGCUGCCUCCAGGAGCUGCGGCAGACAGAGGAGAGGUACACGGAGACCCUGGAGUCCAUCUGCCAGCAAUUCCUGCGGCCGCUGCGGCACUUCCUGAGCCCCCAGGACAUGGAGAACAUCUUCAUCAACGUGGAGGAGCUGCUGGAGCUGCACCGGCGCUUCCUGGGGGAGCUGCGGGGGGCGCUGGGGGGGCCCGGGGGGGGGCGGGCGCUGCCCCCCCUGUUCCUGCAGUACAAGGAGAGGUUCCUCCUCUACGGCCGCUACUGCAGCCAGGUGGAAGCGGCCGCGCGGCGCCUGGACCAGCUCUCCUCCUGCACCGACCUGCGCAUGAAGCUCCAGGAGUGCUCCCAGCGCGCCAACAACGGGCGCUUCUCGCUGCGGGACCUGCUGAUGGUGCCCAUGCAGAGGGUGCUGAAAUACCACCUGCUGCUCCAGGAGCUGGUGAAGCUGACCCCGGACGCGGCCGAGCGGGAGCGGCUGCGGGGGGCGCUGGACGCCAUGAGGGACCUGGCGCAGUGCGUGAACGAGGUCAAGCGGGACAACGAGACCCUCAAGCAGCUCACGAGCAUCCAGCUGUGCCUGCACAACAUGACGCAGUCCCUGGCGCAGUUUGGGCGCCCCAAGAUCGAUGGGGAGAUGAAGGUCUCCAGCGCCGCCGAGAAACGCUCCAAGGUGGACAGGUACGGCUUCCUGCUGGACAAGGCCCUGAUCAUCUGCAAGCGCCGCGGGGACUCCUAUGAGACCAAGGAUGUGGUGGACCUCCAGAGCCACCAGCUGCACGAUGGUGGCCUCGGACCCCGCGAUGGCAAGAAGUGGUCCCACACCUUCACGCUGCUGGACGCGGCCGGGCUGCCGGACUACGAGCUCUUCUUCAAGACGAGCGAGCUGAAAAAGAAGUGGCUGGAGCAGUUUGAGAUGGCCCUGUCCAACAUCUUCCCCGAGCACGCCCUGGCUGAUGGACACGACUUCCAGAUGUUCUCCUUUGAGGACACCACGUCCUGCAAGGCCUGCCAGAUGUUGCUGAGGGGCACCUUCUACCAGGGCUAUCGCUGCAGCCGCUGCCGAGCCCCCGCCCACAAGGAGUGCCUGGGGCGCGUGGGGACCUGCGGGAAGGCUGGAACUGAUCCUGGAGCAGGCGCACGGAAGAACAAAUCGGAGCGGCCGGGACCCGACAAGAAACGGGGGGAGCUGGGACUCCCCAAAAUGGAGAGCACCCAGGGGUACAUCGGGGUGCCCCCCCCCCCGGGGGUCCUGGCCCCCCCCCUGCGCCUCAGCCCCGGUGACGUCAUCGAGGUGACAGCGGCCGAGGCCGAGGAGCUCUGGUGGCAGGGUCGGAACGUGGCCAGCGGGGAGCUGGGCUGGUUCCCCCGAAGCGUCGUCAAACCGUUCGUGUCCGCGCCGCUGCCGGAUCUCUCCGUCUACCCGUGGUUCGGGGGGCCCCUGGAGCGCGCGGGGGCCGAGCAGGCGCUGUCCCUCCGCUCCGACGGCGCCUUCCUGGUGCGGCAGCGGCUCCGCGAGCCCGGGGACUUCGCCAUCAGCAUCAAGUUCCGCGGGCAGGUGAAGCACAUCAAGGUGACGGCGAGCGAGGGGCUCUACAGAGUGACCGAGAGGAAAGCCUUCAAGGGGCUCGUGGAGCUGGUGGAGUUCUACCGGCGGAACUCGCUGCGGGAUUGCUUCAAGGCGCUGGACACGACCCUGGCCGUGCCCUACAGGGACCCCGAGAGCCGCGCGGGACCCCGAGAGCUCGGUGCCAGCCGCAGCUUCGGCUCGGCCAAGGCCCGUUACGCCUUCAGCGCGCGGGACCGGACGGAGCUGUCGCUGCGGGAAGGGGACAUCGUGCGCGUGCUCAGCAAGAGGGGACAGCCGGGCUGGUGGAAAGGGGAGAUCUACGGCCGGGUCGGUUGGUUUCCCGCCAAUUACGUGGAGGAGGAUUUUUCGGAUUAUUGCUGAUUUUGGGGAUUAUCGCUGAUUUUGGGGACACCCCGAAAGCGGCGCCACCCCCGAAGAUGUCCCCAAUGUCCCCAAAGAUGUCCCCAAAGAUA
Molecule: messenger RNA, 3711 nt
Organism: Vidua chalybeata
Lineage: Eukaryota; Metazoa; Chordata; Aves; Passeriformes; Viduidae
Gene: VAV1
Product: vav guanine nucleotide exchange factor 1
Exons: 27
Coding region: 1091-3619 (842 amino acids)
Biological process (GO): intracellular signal transduction; regulation of GTPase activity; cell migration
Cellular component (GO): cytoplasm
Molecular function (GO): guanyl-nucleotide exchange factor activity; protein binding
Source: RefSeq, a predicted model, not a curated record